Messenger RNA from Perca flavescens (yellow perch), 929 nucleotides. Its product is annotated as G2/M phase-specific E3 ubiquitin-protein ligase-like. NCBI's taxonomy places the organism in Eukaryota, Metazoa, Chordata, Actinopteri, Perciformes, Percidae. Gene Ontology annotation, molecular function: ubiquitin-protein transferase activity. The transcript is spliced from 5 exons. The record is from RefSeq and is a predicted model, not a curated record. Bases 66 to 929 code for a protein of 287 amino acids.
UCGUGGCUACUCUUCCGCCUGACUCUUCAGAUGAUGAGGAAUUAAACCAAGCCAUAUUUGCCAGUAUGGAGAGUCAAAUUGCAGAAAAGGUCCCAGUCCAAGAGAUACUGCUGGAACUGUCAAGCAAAAUUAGCACAAAACGGCAGUGCAAAUUUAAUAUAAAUCGCUCUGCUGUCUGGGAAGGAGCCAUGCGGGGCUUCCAAAGGGUAUCCUACGACCCCAAUUUGAUGAUCUGUGUAAAAUUCUCCGAUGACAUGGGGAGAAAUGAAGAAGGAGUUGAUUUAGGAGGACCAAGAAGGGAAUUCUUAAGGCUGCUGAUGGAGACUAUUGCCAGGUCACCCAUGUUUGAGGGAAAAGAAAACAGCAAGAACUUGGCUCUUGACAGUACUGCUCUAAGAGAGGACUGGUACUACAUUGCUGGCAAAGCCAUUGCAGUGAGCUUGGUACAUGGCGGUCCACCACCAAACUUCCUCUCGCCAACAGUAUUUUGUCUUCUGGUCAAUGGUUCAGUAAAUCCAAAACUAGAAGACAUAGCUGACACAGAACUCUUGGAAAAAGUAAAAAAGGUAUCUGAAAGUACAACACUUGAGGACCUUGAGAAGUCAAAUGCACCUUUGCUUGACUACUUGGCCAAUGCAGGAUGUCUGAGGCCUAUGCGGUCGAUAAGAGACAGGGAUUUGCUGGUACAAGACAUUGUCAUGUUUCAGGUCAUCCACAGGGUUCAAAGUCCAUUUCAAAGAUUCUGUGAAGGACUGAAAACUCUUGGGGUUCUGGACCAAGUACGACGACAUCCAGACAGCUUUCGACCCCUGUUCUGCUAUGAGCCAAACACACUGACUGCUGACCAGGUGGAUGAUCUUUUCAGCAUUCGUCUCUCUCCAGAAGGGAGCAACAAGAGAGCUGCUGAGGAGAUGGUCGUUACUUUCUGA